This is a messenger RNA of Amphimedon queenslandica, 1997 nucleotides long. Its product is annotated as glucose-6-phosphate exchanger SLC37A2-like. The coding region runs from base 191 to 1927 and encodes 578 amino acids. The record is from RefSeq and is a predicted model, not a curated record. The transcript has 22 exons. Gene Ontology annotation, biological process: transmembrane transport. Gene Ontology annotation, molecular function: transmembrane transporter activity. Lineage: Eukaryota; Metazoa; Porifera; Demospongiae; Haplosclerida; Niphatidae.
AUCAAACUGAUCAUAGAUAUCUAUGCUGUGAUGCUGUCUCCGCCUCUUUCGUUCGAUUUUCUGGUUCAUUUUUCACAUCAUUUUGGUCACAUGCACUAGAAAGCAAGCUAGCGAGUUCGAGUCUGCAAUAGGCAGGAGCAUUGAGCAAGAGCAGCUUAGCAGGAGCAGGCGUACCUGAACUACCCUGACCAUGAGAAGGAACCUAGCUGAAGUUGACCGUGAAACGGAGAGGCUUAUUCAUCAACGCCCAAUAGGCCUCGACCCAUUAACAAUUAACACCAAGAGGAUCUCUCUAGGUGCGUGGCUUCUGAGCUAUUUACCUGUGAUCAGCUGGUAUCCGAGGAGGAGUUAUCAAGUUCUUGUUUUUGUCCUUACGUUUGCAUGCUAUGCCAGCUAUCAUAUGACCAGAAAAACAUUCAGUGCUGCAAAGAGUACUUUGGGUCCUGAUUGUUCAACACAUCAAACUGGUAACUGUGCCAGCGAUUCUGGUUCACAAAAUGAUACAGGCUGGAGACCAUUCAAUGAGACCAAUUGUGAGGCACUCUUUGGUAUCGUUGAUAAUGUGUGGUCUUUUGCUUAUGCCUUAUUUUUAUUUGGAAGUGGCAUAGUUGCCGAGAGAGUAGAUUUGAGGUACUUUCUAACAGUGGGAAUGAUUGGAAGUGCUAUAAGUACUGGAAUGCUGGGUGUGGCUUAUUUCGCUAAAAUUUAUCAUCUUUAUUAUUUUCUUAUAUGGAUGGCUGUUAGUGGAAUUAUGCAGUCUACCGGUUGGCCUGGUACCGUGGCUGUCAUGGGUAAUUGGUUCGGAAUAAAGAGGCGUGGUUUCUUCAUGGGCGUGUGGAACGCUCACACGUCAGUCGGUAACAUCUUGGGUACCGUCAUACCGGCGUUUUGGGUGGAACCUGGCAGACCAUGGGGUUGGGCUUUUGUUGUCCCUGCUUUAAUUAUGCUUGUGGUUGCAAUGGCAGUUUUCUUUUUCCUUGUAGUAGAUCCAACUGAUAUAGGACAGACGCCGCCAAAACAUCAUAUUUCACAGUCCAGACGUUAUAGAGAUGAUGAGAAAGGAGACACUGGAUCACUUAAUCAUGAAAAUGGAGCAAUAGUCACCAUUAAUGAAGAUGCUAAUGGAUUUGAUCCACUGGGAAAUAAAGAGCACAAUACCGAAACCAAGAACACUCAUAAAAGGAAGGCUAGUGUGACCAGUUUAGCUAAAGAUGCUGGUUACAAUGUCCUAAUUGGUAACGAUGAUGGAGCCAUUGGUAUUGUGAAGGCUUUAAUGAUACCUGGUGUGGUUGAAUUCUCACUUGCUCUGUUCUGUUCCAAGCUAGUUGCAUACACGUUCCUCUUUUGGCUUCCUUAUUAUGUUCGAAACAGACAGAUCGGUGGUAAAUGCCUAGGCAGUAAAGAGUCUGACUUUCUUUCAACUUUUUUUGAUGUUGGUGGCAUUGUUGGCGGUAUUACAGCAGGUGUCAUUUCUGAUUUGCUCAAUGCCCGUGCCAUUAGUUGUACACUAAUGCUUUAUAUCUCAGUACCAGCUUUGUACAUUCUUCACCAUUUUGGGAAUUACGAUUCUGCAGUAUUUAUAAGUUUAUUGAUAUUGUGUGGUAUACUUGUCAAUGGACCUUAUGCUUGCAUUACCACUGCUGUGUCAAAUGACCUGGGCACACACAAAGAUCUUAAAGGUAAUCAAAAGGCUAAGGCAACAGUUUCAGCCAUUAUUGAUGGAACAGGCUCUGUAGGUGCUGCCAUUGGUCCAUUGUUGACCGGUUUUAUAUCAAAACAUUCUUGGGAUAAUGUUUUCUACCUAUUGAUGGUAUCUUCUUUUGUAUCUGCAUUGUUGCUCACCAGACUAGUCAUUAAAGAAAUUAUAGAAUUAUAUAGAAGAUAUUGUCAUUGUUAUACAUGUCUUAGGUAUUGUUCUACAGAUUAAUGGAAGACUGAGAUUUAUUAUCUCAACUUUUACUAUUAGUUUAUUGUAAUGAUACCUUUUAUAAUGUUAA